Bipolaris maydis ATCC 48331 is the source of this 1410-nucleotide messenger RNA. RefSeq lists its product as uncharacterized. Gene Ontology annotation, molecular function: DNA binding, bending. Lineage: Eukaryota; Fungi; Ascomycota; Dothideomycetes; Pleosporales; Pleosporaceae. The record is from RefSeq and is a predicted model, not a curated record.
GCCCACACACUCAGUUCACCACCGACUGUCUCCAAUUGCCCGCCAGAGCUGCGCCCCGUCUUUUUGACAUUGCCAGUACACGUCCCAUUGUACCGCCCCUCGCGCAAUUCGCACAAUGCUGGCCGGCGCACUCUGCCGCUUGGCAGCCGAUGUCCCCAGGGCGUCCCCACACAAUGUGCCGCAACUCGCACGCCACCUUGAGCGCGUGCUCGUCAUUCGCAGCGCCGCUGAAUCCUCCCCCGCCCGCGCCUCGUCGCGCACCUACGCGUAUGCCCGCGCCUAUGCUACGACUACACGCGCAACCAAGCCCACGGCCACUGUGAAGAAGGCGGUCAAGGCGGCCGCAAGCGAAAAGACCCCGCCAAAGAAGAAGGCUGCACCGGCAAAGACAACUGCAAAGAAGCCAGCAGCCAAGAAGACAAAGACGACAAAGAAGAAGCCAGCGGCCAAGAAGCCAGCAGCCAAGAAGCGUGUGAAGAAGGUACUGACCGAGGAAGAGAAGGAGAAGGCCAAGAUCCGUGAGCUGCGCGCAAAGGCCUUGAAGGAGCCCAUUACGCAGAGGUCGCUCUCAGCCUUCCAUGUCUUUGUCAGCGAGUUUGCCAGAGGCAAACCAAGCAGCAACAACCAACAGCUGGAAAAGAUCACGAAUGCUACAAAGGAAUUCAAGGCCCUAUCCCCCGCACAGCUCGAGCACUACAACCACCUUGCCAAUGAGCAAAAUGCUGCAAGGAAGGCCGAAUUCAACAAAUGGAUCAUGUCCUACACCCCGCAACAGAUCCGCAUUGCCAACCUCGCUCGCGCCUACCUGCGCAAGAAACUCGCCGGCAAACAGAAGGGUCACCCUUCCCACACUACCAGACUGAUCGAUCCCCGCCACGUCAAGGUCGCAUUGAACCCCUACACCUUGUUCUUCCGAGACAGACACGCCACCGGCGACUUCAAGGGCAUCCCAGUUGGCGAUGCCGCCAAGCUCAUUGGUGCUGAGUGGAAGGCAUUGAACGAGAGUGAAAAGCAGAAAUACCAAAGCGAGGCUAAUGCUCUAGCUGCCAAGCAGUAAGACGUAAAUACUGUGUGUACACAAUUACCGCCCUUGCACUACAUGAGCAGAUUACCUUUCUAAUGCCCUCGACUUGGCUCUGUUCUGCUUUGAACCACACUCUGUGCGACUGUAUUCCCUUUUUUUCCUUUGUAUGCCGGUUAGAAGGUUUUAAGGGAGGGAAGGGGUAUUGGGGAUAAGGCGUUGGAAGGGGGGGGAUGUAAUACCACUGUACACCCAUCUAGUCUGGCUACUAGAUUUUUGGCGGUCGGUUUUUCAAGGUUAGGCUAGGUUCACGGAAUCGAAUGAGGGUUACGCGAUACCGUAUGCAGCUGAGACAUGUUUCUGAUGAGUUAUCCCCAUACUUUUGAUUU